AUGGACUUGUACCUGAACAACUGUUUGAAGGCUGCUGAGGCUGCGGCAUCCAAAGCAGCUUCCGGCAACCUCAAAAAUGACAAAGACACUUGUAGUACUAAGAGACAGAAACCUAUUGUGCCAAAGAUUGGACCAUCUUGUCUGUUGGACUUGCCCCUGGGGGCCAAACUGCCUGUUAUCCCAGGAAGUACUAACAUAUUCUAUACCACAAACAUAAGUGAAAAGCUAUAUCGGCCUUCUUUUGGUUUUAAUCUUAGUGAUCCUUACUGUAGACUCAUGGAAACCACCUACCAAAGUCUUCAUGAUCCACACCUUAAAGCAUACUUCAGACGAAAAGACAUGCUCAAGAAACUAAGACAGGGGGGCUACAUCACCAGCAAUAACAAAGUCAUAUGUUCCUUAAAAGAGUUGAACAAAUACAGACAAUAUCUUACCACUUUAAAAAUUGACUUUGAGAGAAAUUAUGUCAGGGAACAAAAAAUUAUAGAAAGCCAGGUGAAUAAGCUGAACGAAGAGAGACGAGCUUGUGACGACGCUGCCGCUGCUGCCUCAUUUCAGCAGUGGUUGUUACAAGAAGGGAAGAAGACUUCCCCGCAUCAAGACCAAUUACUAAAACGAAGACAUUUGCGUAUGAUUAAUAAAGAACUAGACAAAAUUGAAGACACCUUGGGAAGACGAAACACACUGCAGUUAGCAGAAGAAGACAGACUACAUUGGUAUAAUGUUCAAACAAAACUGAAUCAGCACAAACAGAUUGAGGAGGAAUGGCAAUCCAAGGAGAUGACACUUCUAUCAAAGAUUGGAGCAGAAGUGAAGAGAGAAGCAAAAGCUGACGAAUAUCGGCAAAAAAUCAGAGAGGAAAUUAACCAAAAGAAACAAGUAAUGCUUCAAAAAAGGAUAGCCUACCAUUUACAAAAACUGCAAGAAAAAGAUAGUAAAGAAGAAAAGCGGGAAGCAAGUGUCCCUGAAAGCAAAAGACAACCUGAAACAGUGAGUUUUAACUCUGAACCUGUCUUACACCCUUCAGACCUAGGCAGUGACCUCAUCUGCUGA
Molecule: messenger RNA, 1053 nt
Organism: Onychomys torridus (southern grasshopper mouse)
Lineage: Eukaryota; Metazoa; Chordata; Mammalia; Rodentia; Cricetidae
Product: fibrous sheath-interacting protein 2-like
Exons: 9
Coding region: 1-1053 (350 amino acids)
Source: RefSeq, a predicted model, not a curated record